AUGGCAAACCUGCAGAAUUCUCCCUUGGAUCACUCAAUCCUCAUCUGUGUGAGCACUCUGCUGUUGUCAAUUGUGUUUGGAUCAUGUGCUAGUGAUCACACAUUGAGCAGCAGGACUGUUGCCUUAUUCACUUUUGGUGACUCAACUGUAGAUCCUGGAAACAACAAUUACAUCAAAACCAUUCCUGAGAACCAAGCACAUUACAAGCCGUACGGGCAGAACGGCUUCUUCCAACACCCCACGGGACGCUUUUCUGAUGGUCGUAUCAUCGUAGAUUACAUAGCGGACUAUGCAAAGCUGCCACUGAUCCCUCCAUUUUUACAACCUUCUGCUGAUUACACAAAUGGUGUCAACUUUGCAUCUGCUGGGGCUGGCGUCCUUUCUGAAACCAAUCAAGGAUUGGUGAUUGAUCUUCAGACACAAUUGAAAAACUUUGAAGAGGUGCAGAAAUCACUAACAGAAAAGUUUGGAGAAGUGAAAGCAAAGGAAGUGAUAUCAGAAGCAGUUUAUUUCAUUAGUAUUGGGAGCAAUGAUUACAUGGGUGGUUAUUUGGCCAACCCAAAAAUGCAAGAACAAUAUAACCCUGAACAAUAUGUGGGGAUGGUCAUUGGAAACUUGACACAGGCAAUCCAAGUGUUGUAUGGCAAAGGGGCUAGAAAAUUUGCUUUCCUAAGGUUGUGUCCACUUGGAUGCUUGCCUGCCUUUAGAGCUCUGAACCACAAAGCCAGUGGAGGGGGUUGCUUUGAAGCAGCUUCUGCCCUUGCUCUAGCACAUAACAAUGCUUUAAAAACUGUGCUCACAAGCCUUGAAUAUAUGCUCAAACAGUUCAAGUACAGCACCUCCAAUUUUUAUGAUUGGCUCCAGGACAGAAUAGAUAAUCCCUACAAACAUGGUUACAAGGAUGGAGUGAAUGCUUGCUGUGGGACUGGACCCUAUGGGGGCAUCUUCACCUGUGGAGGCACAAAGGAAGUUAAAGAUUACCAAUUAUGUGAAAAUGCUGAUGAUUAUGUAUGGUGGGAUUCUUUUCACCCCACUGAGAGGAUCCAUGAGCAGCUUGCAAAGGCUCUCUGGAAUGGGGCCUCUUCUUCUGUAGGGCCAUACAACCUAGAAGAGCUCUUCUCAGUUGAUGAGGAGAAGCUCACUAUUGGCUAUAUGGUUGAUGACCCAGAAGCACAAGAUCACUUUUCACUUCUAAAAUAG
Messenger RNA from Prunus dulcis (almond), 1200 nucleotides. Its product is annotated as GDSL esterase/lipase 5-like. The coding region runs from base 1 to 1200 and encodes 399 amino acids. Lineage: Eukaryota; Viridiplantae; Streptophyta; Magnoliopsida; Rosales; Rosaceae. Gene Ontology annotation, molecular function: hydrolase activity, acting on ester bonds. The record is from RefSeq and is a predicted model, not a curated record. The transcript is spliced from 5 exons.